This is a messenger RNA of Triticum urartu, 3086 nucleotides long. NCBI's taxonomy places the organism in Eukaryota, Viridiplantae, Streptophyta, Magnoliopsida, Poales, Poaceae. The record is from RefSeq and is a predicted model, not a curated record.
AGACGGCAUACCAUAAACACACUCACAAAUAAAAUGUAGCUCAAGCUUGCUAAAUGAUUAUCAUCAUUGCCCAGAAGAAGAAAGGUUAUGGUGAUGCCAGCUUGUCACUAACGAACUUCUGACGCCAAUUCAAUCAAUGAUUAGCAUCUCAUAACUAGCUCAGGACCAACAUCAUCAAGGUCCAUAAUAAACUAAUGCUCAGAAAAGGAGGCCAAUAUAUGAAACAAAAGGAUAAUCAUAAUUAGCAAAAAGUAAGUAAUAAAACCAUGGGACAAACUAUUUUGCACCGUGCAGCUUUCGUCAGUUUGGACUAAAAACUUCCUAAAAUGGAGAAUUUCAAAAUAAGGAAAAAAAAUCCCAUCGCAGUCCUCUCUGUCUAGAAGCCACCACGACUGACUGAGAUAAGAAUCAUCAUAAAAUAAAAAAUAACCCAUUCGCAUGUUAGACCAAGAAACUGAAGCAUGAGUUCAAAUUGGACUCUAUGAAAGGGCCUUCGCAGCAAGUGGGAAAUUAAUUAGGACCACAUGCAUACAUACAUGAUGAAAAUAGCAAGCAUAAAUGGAAGCAGUACCUUCGGUCAUACAACUCGCUGAACACCAAGAAAAAUGGACACAUUCCUCUUCCUUGCCAUUCUUCCAUUGCUCACUGCUCUGCCAUGCUCAUAUGCUCAGUCGAUGCUAAGCACUGGCUCAUCCUUAUCUGUAGAAGAGCAUAGGCAGACCUUCCUUACCUCACCAAAUGAUGAUUUUUCUUGCGGCUUCUAUGAAGUUGGAGAGAAUGCAUUCUCCUUCUCUAUCUGGUUCACCACCACCAUGGAAAAGACUGUUGUAUGGUCUGCAAACCCCAGGUCCUUGGUGAAUGGCCAUGGUUCCAUGGUGUCUCUGAACCAUAAUGGAAACUUGGUCCUCACUGAUGUCAAUGGCACCGUGACUUGGGAGAGCAAGACAAGCUCUGGUGAGGGCACGGUGGUUUCCCUUCUUGACACCGGCAACCUCAUAAUCAAAGACUACACUGGUGCAAAUUUGUGGGAAAGCUUCUCUUCACCGACAGAUACAUUGCUGCCUUUACAGACUCUCAAAAAAGACUACACAGUGUUUCAAAAUGGGCGGACUAGCUACAACAGCUCUAGGAUUGCAGUCCUCGACACUGAAGGAUUUUUCCUCUCAAGUGAUGGGCUGAAUGUUAAGGCUUCUGAUUGGGGUAAUGGAGUCAAGCGAAGGCUUACAAUUGGGUCUGAUGGAAACCUCAGAAUGUACAGUCUGAAUGUGUCAAAUGGGAGUUGGAUAGUAUCAUGGCAGGCUAUAGCAAAAUUGUGCGAUGUGCAUGGGCUAUGUGGACAAAAUGGGAUAUGUGAGUUCUUGCCAAGUUUCAGGUGUUCAUGUCCCCCAGGAUAUGAGAUGACCGAUCCGGAAAACUGGAACAGAGGUUGCAAGCCGCAAUUCAGCAAAGGCUGCAGCAAAGCAGAAGAGUUUGACUUCAUCAAGCUCCCUCAAACCGACUUUUAUGGCUUUGAUCUGACCAAUAAUGUGUCCGUCUCACUUGAAGAAUGUAAAAAGACAUGCUUGGACAUUUGCUCCUGCUCAGCUCUCACGUACAAGGCAGGAUCUGGACUUUGCUACACCAAAGCUGUACUCUUCAAUGGUUACAGCUCCACAAAUUUUCCUGGCGACAACUAUAUCAAACUGCCCAAGAAUAUGAGCAUCUCCAGACAGUCUCGUAUCACAUGCAAUCCGGAUAUUCGAGUGGUUGUACAAGGAUCUGCAAGUAUGUAUGGAAUGAAUGAUGUCAACAAGAGUUAUACAAUUUAUUAUGUGUUCGCAGCAAUACUGGGAGCCCUAGUCUUGCUCUUUAUCGGUACAAGCUGGCCGUUUCUUUACAGCAAGCAAAAUAUACCUAAGUCAAUGGAAGAAGGUUAUAGGACUGUGAUGAGCCAGUUCAGGAUGUUCAUCUACAGGGAAUUACGGGAAGCAACUGGAAAGUUCAAGGAAGAGAUUGGAAGAGGGGGUUCGGGAAUUGUUUAUAGAGGGGUACUUGAAGAUAAGAGAGUGGUGGCAGUGAAGAAACUAACUAGCGUUUCACAUAGUGAGGAGGAAUUCUGGGCAGAAAUGAAUAUAAUCGGAAGGAUCAACCAUAUGAAUUUAGCAAGGAUGUGGGGGUUUUGCUCUGAGGGUCAACACAAACUGCUGGUGUACGAGUAUGUAGAGAGUGAAUCACUUGACAAGUUUAUAUUUGGUAAUGUAAGUGCUGAGAGAUUACUUGCAUGGAGCCAACGAUUCAAAAUAGCACUAGGAACAGCAAGAGGCUUGGCGUACCUCCAUCAUGAGUGCCUUGAAUGGGUAAUCCAUUGUGAUAUAAAGCCAGAGAACAUACUCCUGACCCGAGACUUCGAAGCAAAGAUAGCAGACUUCGGACUAGCCAAACUCUCAAAGAGAGACAGUUCCAGUUUCAAUCUCACCCACAUGAGAGGAACAAUGGGCUACAUGGCGCCAGAGUGGGCGCUGAAUUUGCCGAUCGACGCAAAGGUUGAUGUAUACAGUUAUGGCGUUGUACUUCUCGAGAUUGUGACUGGAAAUAGGAUCUCAAGUGGGAUUACAGUGGAUGGGAAAGAGGUGGAGUUUAGACAGUUUGUGCAUGCAGUUAAAGAAUUGCUGGAGAGUGGAGAUGUCAAGGUUAUAGCCGAUGCUAGACUGAAUGGCCAUUUCAAUCCUGAGCAAGUGGCGGUAAUGGUGAAAUUGGCUUUAUCUUGUCUCGAAGAAAGAAACAGCAGACCUACAAUGAAUGAAAUUGUAAAAGCUCUACUGGCAUGUGAUGACGAAGACAAUCACCCAGCCUACUCAUGGUGACCGGCAAUAAACAACAGUGUAUCAAUUGCAAUAAGAAGAAUUGGUCUAGUAUAUUGCUUGAUAUUUGAAAGUAGAGGAAAAUGUCAGGUUGUGUGUUGCAUAAAUCUUUCUGUAGAUGGAACAGUAGCUGCACUGUAUUGAAUGUUGUCUACAUGAAUUCUUGCAUGAAACAUAGUGGGCUUAUUUGUAUAGUUUUUCCUUACAGAGAAAAAAGAAAAGAAAAGAAGAUUUUAGUCUGCAUAA